Messenger RNA from Austrofundulus limnaeus, 1623 nucleotides. RefSeq names its product galaxin-2. Bases 61 to 717 code for a protein of 218 amino acids. The transcript is spliced from 9 exons. The record is from RefSeq and is a predicted model, not a curated record. Lineage: Eukaryota; Metazoa; Chordata; Actinopteri; Cyprinodontiformes; Rivulidae.
GAUGGAGCAGYUUCUACUGGCGUCGGGAAUUCCGGAAAAAACAGUUCUGAAGUCCAGCUCAUGUGCAACAAAAUAACCUACAACCCUGCAAAAGCCACUUGUUGUGGAGGACAAAACAUAACAGAAGGCCUGAGUGAAAACAUGUCUAAGUGCUGUGGACUGAAGGCGUACAACCCCAUUAAUGAAAUUUGCUGUAAAUCAAACUUACAUGCCAAAAUUUCAGCCAACACCACUUGUUGCGACAAAGAUCCCUUUGAAGAAGACAUGCAUCUGUGUUGUGGUACGGAAAACAACCAGAAACGCAUGACCCGGCUGUCCUCUGACCAUCGGUGCUGCAUAGGCAGAGGGCUCAAGGGCCAGUACAACAGAAAGCUUGAGUGCUGCUGUGAAAAAGAAUACCCACUUGUACAAUUUAAAGUCGCUGAGGGAAAAUGCUGUGUAAAGAACAUCUCUUCGCCCAGCAGCCAGAGUACCGAUGGCAAAUCAAAGGCUGACCUUGGAUAUUUCGAGAAUCCAAAGGAAGGAAAUCUUGGCACGAACGAGACAAAGUGCACCAAUGGAAAUCGAGUAGAAACCUACUUCGAGCAGGAUGGAUUCGAGUGCUGUGGUCACUAUUACUACAACACAUCUCUGUGGUCGUGCUGCAACAAAAGACUCAUUCCACGAAAUAAACAUGGCUGGAGUUUCAUCUUUGCAGGCUCCAACAUCUGUGUGUAAACGGUCUGAAAGAAGCAAACUGCUACAACAGAGAAUGGACCCAUGGAAAGACCUUCCUGUUCAGUGACACUGAAGUCUUCACUGAAGUGAAACUUCUGUCUGCCCUCCAGUUGCUUCUUUUCAUUCUUUGAGUGUUCCCAGUUGGUCACCACUGGUUGGUUUGUUUCUGCCUACUGUGAACACUAAACUGUACUUAGUUAGUACAUGUGAAUAACUGCACUUAUUAAUGACACAACUAUAGCCACAAUAAUAACUUCAGACAUUACUAGUCUGUGCAUCUCAGUCACAUCAAGAACUGAAGUUUAUGACUCAGGUCCAGAUCGUGAUCGCUGUCACAAUCUGAAACUACGAACAGAAGUUUGUACUGUAACAGCUAACAUGGUGCAUGAUGACUUAUUCAUCUUUAUACUGCUAUUCUUUGCAAGUUGGAAAGUAGCAACAAUUCCUAAAGGGUAAAAAAAAGCUAUGCCUGUAUUUACCAGCUAAAAAUCUGUAUUUGUGAUAGCAGGUUCUCUGAAAGAUCAAAAACAAAAAGUUAUUAUAAGCUAAACUGCUGUCAGAUAACACAGUUUGGUAUAGGAAAUAUGCUACUUCUAUUAUACUCUGCUGUUUUUGCACCUUAUUGAUUUUGACUUAUGAAUAUUUAAUAAUAUGUAAUUUGUUAUGACUCCAUCGAUAAAGCUAAAAAAACAAUUACCAUUUAAACAGUUUAAGGGUUUGAUGUGUUCUUUAUUUAAAAGCUAUGCUCAGCUGUUCAACCCAAAAAGCUGAUAUUUUAAAUACCAGUUGGUGCAAAUGUGAUUUAUGUACUGUAAUACAUUUGGUAAUUGUUGAAAUGGAGUUUAGCGCAGAAUGUUUUAAUGUGCAUUACAUUUAUUUUUGUUAAUACACUGCUCAAAAAAAUAA